Micromonas pusilla CCMP1545 is the source of this 201-nucleotide messenger RNA. RefSeq lists its product as uncharacterized. Gene Ontology annotation, biological process: protein targeting to ER. Lineage: Eukaryota; Viridiplantae; Chlorophyta; Mamiellophyceae; Mamiellales; Mamiellaceae. The annotation marks the transcript as partial. The record is from RefSeq and is a predicted model, not a curated record. Gene Ontology annotation, cellular component: endoplasmic reticulum membrane; signal peptidase complex. The transcript has a single exon.
AUGGACUUCCGAGGCCAAGCCCUCGCGGAGUGGAUGAUGACGCUGAUCAUCGUCCUCUUCUCCCUCGGCGGGUUCCUCUACGGGUACCACGUCGAGAGUUACUCCGCGAUGAUGACGACGUACGUCACCGGCGUCGCGCUCGCGUUCGUCACGACGUGCCCGGACUGGUGGUACUUCAACCUGAACCCGGUGAAGCUCCUC